Vicugna pacos (alpaca) is the source of this 3145-nucleotide messenger RNA. Lineage: Eukaryota; Metazoa; Chordata; Mammalia; Artiodactyla; Camelidae. The record is from RefSeq and is a predicted model, not a curated record.
AGAUGCGCUGGCAGCUGAGCGAGCAGCUGCGUUGCCUGGAGCUGCAGGGCGAGCUGCGACGGGAGCUGCUGCAGGAGCUGGCCGAGUUCAUGCGGCGCCGCGCCGAGGUGGAGCUGGAGUACUCCCGUGGCCUGGACAAGCUGGCUGAGCGCUUCUCCAGCCGAGGAGGCCGCCUUGGGGGCGGCAGCCGGGAGCACCAAAGCUUCCGGAAGGAGCCAUCCCUCCUGUCGCCCUUGCACUGCUGGGCUGUGUUGCUACAGCAGACGCGGCAGCAGAGCCGGGAGAGUGCGGCCCUCAGCGAGGUGCUGGCUGGACCACUGGCCCAGCGCCUGAGCCACAUUGCGGAGGAUGUGGGGCGCAUAGUCAAGAAGAGCAAGGAUCUGGAGCAACAGCUGCAGGAGGAGCUCCUGGAAGUGGUGUCAGAGCUGCAGACGGCCAAGAAGACAUACCAGGUGUACCACAUGGAGAGUGUGAAUGCCGAGGCCAAGCUCAGGGAAGCAGAGCGGCAGGAGGGGAAGCGAGCAGGCCGGAAUGCCGCCACUGCUGCCACCACCACUACCGGCACCGAGGCAGGGCCUCUCCGCAAGGGCUCCCUCAAGAAGGGAGGGCGGCUGGUGGAGAAGCGUCAGGCCAAGUUCUUGGAACACAAGCUCAAGUGCACAAAGGCACGCAAUGAGUACCUGCUCAGUCUGGCCAGUGUCAACGCUGCUGUCAGCAACUACUACUUGCAUGAUGUCCUGGACCUCAUGGAUUGCUGUGACACGGGAUUCCACCUGGCCCUGGGGCAGGUGCUCCGGAGCUACAUGGUGGCCGAGAGCCGCACCCAAGCCUCCCAGAUGCAGGGCCUGGGCAGCCUGGAAGAGGCAGUGGAGGCCCUAGACCCUCCAGGGGACAAGGCCAAGGUGCUGGAGGUGCACGCAGUCGCCUUCUGUCCCCCGCUGCGUUUUGACUACCAGCCCCACGAGGGGGAUGAGGUGGCUGAGAUCCAGGUUGAGAUGGAGCUGCGGGACGAGAUUCUGCCCAGAGCCCAGAACAUCCAGAGCCGCCUGGACCGACAGACCAUCGAGACAGAAGAGGUGAACAAGACGCUGAAGGCCACACUGCAGGCCCUGCUGGAGGUAGUGGCAUCAGAGGACGGGGACAUGCUCGACUCCUUCCAGACCAGUCCAUCCACAGAGUCCCUCAAGUCCACCAGCUCCGAUCCGGGUGCUCGGCAGGCCGGCCGGAGGCGGGUCCAGCAGCAGGAGACUGAGACUUUCUAUGUCACAAAACUCCAGGAAUACCUGAGUGGACGGAGCAUCCUUGCCAAGCUGCAGGCCAAACAUGAGAAGCUGCAGGAGGCCAUUCAGCAAGGUGACAAGGAGGAGCGGGAGGUGUCCUGGACUCAGUACACACAGAGAAAAUUCCAGAAGAGCCGCCCCCCUCGUCCCAGUUCCCAGUAUAACCAGAAGCUCUUUGGGGGAGACAUGGAGAAGUUUAUCCAGAGCUCAGGGCAGUCCGUGCCCCUGGUGGUGGAGAGCUGUGUCCGCUUCAUUAACCUCCAUGGCCUGCAGCACGAGGGCAUCUUCCGGGUGUCGGGUGCCCAGCCCCGGGUCUCAGAGAUCCGUGACGCUUUUGAGAGAGGAGAGGACCCGCUGGUGGAAGGCUGCACGGCCCGGGACCUGGACUCAGUGGCAGGGGUGCUGAAACUCUACUUCCGGAGCCUACAGCCCCCGAUAUUCCCCCCAGACCUCUUUGGAGAGCUGCUGGCUUCUGCAGAGCUGGAGGCCAUGGCUGAACGGGUGGAGCACGUGAGCGGCCUCCUGGUCCGGCUGCCCGGAUCGGUGCUGGUGGUCCUCCGCUACCUCUUUACCUUCCUCAACCACCUGGCCCAGUACAGCGACGAGAACAUGAUGGACCCGUACAACCUGGCAGUGUGCUUCGGGCCGACACUGCUGCCAGUGCCUGCUGGGCAGGACCCAGUGGCCUUGCAGGGCCGGGUGAACCAGCUGGUGCAGACGCUCAUCUUGCAGCCCGCUCGGGUCUUCCCACCCCUGUCCCUGCUGCCUGGCCCGGUCUAUGAAAAGUGUAUGGCGCCACCUUCUGCCAGCUGCCUGGGGGAUGCCCAGCUGGAGGGCCCAGCGGGGGAGAAUGAGCCGGAGCUGGAAGCUGGGACCCUGGCCCUUGAGGAUGGUGAGGGNNNNGUGGAGGCCGUGGCCUGCUUUGCCUACACGGGCCGCACGGCGCAGGAGCUGAGCUUCCAGCGCGGGGAUGUGCUGCGGCUGUACGAGCGGGCCUCCCGGGACUGGUGGCGGGGAGAGCGUGCUGGGGCCCGGGGACUCAUUCCACACAAGUACAUCACACUGCCGGCAGGGGCAGAGAAGUUUGCUGCGGGCCAAGGGCCGCAGGCCUCAGGGGAGCUGGUGAGCAGUCCCGAGGGCCUCCCAGCCUUGGAAUUUGUCCAGAGGCCAGAGCCAUGCACCCCACCCGAGGCCCCUCUGGGCACACCCGGGGGCCCUUCUGGACACAGACGGCACUGCUUGGUCCUGACAUCCCCAGAGCGACACGUGGAGGUGGAUAAGGCGGUGGCACAGACCAUGGACUCUGUGUUUAAGGAGCUCUUGGGAAAGACCGCAGUCCGUCAGGGCCUCGGGCCAGUGGCCACCAACUCCCCUAGCCCUGGGCCCCGCAGCCCGAAGCCAGCUGCCUGCAGCCGCUUCGGCAAGAACAAAGGCUUCUCCCGUGGCCCUGCGGCCCCAGCCUCCCCCUCAGCCUCUCAUCCCCAGGGCCUGGACUCACCCCUCAAGCCGCACUGAGGUGGCUGCCGGUUCCUCUGCAGGCCCCGCCCUGCCCCAGGUGGCCACUGGCGAGUCUGGCCACAGUCCCCAGGCCCUUUGCUUCUCCCUGGCCCUGUCCAGCCUGCCUGCUCAUGACGCUUUGCAGAGAGGAGGACGUGGCUGCCCCAGCCCACCCCUGGCUCCCCUGCCCUGGCUCUGGAAGGCGGCCAAUGAGGGAGGCUGGUGGCAGGCCUCUCCUGGGCCUGGCCGUGAGGGCUUGUCGGUGGUGGUCAGGUGGUGGGCGCCCUUGCUCAGCCCAGGGCGCUAGCCUGGUAGGGGUUGGCAGGCAUUGGCUGCCGUUCAUAAAAUCCUGUGCGUUGACUCCCCCA